CCCCGAAAUCAAAAAGGGCCAACAUGUGGAGCACAAGAAGAGAAGAAAACAAUCUUCUGUGACAUCACAAUUAGUUUUAUGACAUAUCCGUGGAAUAUCAUCCCAAGAAGCUGGAUAAGAAAACUUCUGGCUUCUCAUUCAUGCCCGAGACUUUGACACCUCCAGGCGUCUAGGGUGAUGUUCAUCUAUAUUAAACAUGCAGGUAUGACAAGUAUUUAUGUUAUCAAGUAUUUUUCGCAUUUUAUGUUAUGGUCCUAGAAGUUGUAUUAAACACCAUUUCCUAUUUCCACCCUAUUCUCUCAGACAACCAGCAGUUUCUGGCCAAUACCAACUGUCCGAUGGCUCUGCUGCUGCAGUACAUGAGAGCUAAGAUGGGCCUUCCAGACGAAGAGCUGGUGGACCUGUGCGAUGACCACGGGGCUCUGAAGCUUCUCUUUCUGUCCCAGCAGCCUCAGGAGAGUGCCAGCCGACUGCUGACUGCACGCUCCGCCCUCACUUUCUGCAUCGUUAACCGAAACCCCAAGGAUGGUGCCUAUGUUUCCAUUACCCCGCUUGUGGCCAACCCAGACCCGGCUCUUUUGGAGAGCAUGCAGACUCAGACAGACAUCCUGGAGCAGGCUCGACUCAGACAGCUCCGUUCUCAGGAGGAAUGUAGAGAGAUUGAGGCACUCUCCCUGUCCCAACACACACAAACUACUAAGAGCCGGGGCCGUUCUGUGCAAAUGGACGUCCCUGACGACGAACCAUCCAAUCGUCGGACUGGAGGCGGGAGGAGCAAGAAUUAAGCAAACCUGUCUUUUAUAAUAAUUUCCACAUAAAGAUGGAAGCAUGGUCAAGUGGGCCCUGGCUGAGGCUGUUUAGGCUAGCUCGUUUAUCUGUGUUGAAUGAUACGGUUGUCAUGAACAUUGAACAAACAUUGUGUUAGUUUGUGCACUCUGAGCCUUCAUGGAACUCUUAAUCAAAAAUCAUCUGAUUCUUGUGUGACCAUUAGUCAUAUCAAACUUGAACCUGAAUAUACAGAGUAUUACCCUGUAUUAGUUCCAAUUCUCCUCCCUUUAAGAACUUGGGGUUUUCCCAGGAAAGGGGUCUGUACUGCAACGCUGAAGUGAUUUUGCAUCGUGAUCAAUGAUUUACAGUGAACUAAGUUGUUGUACCAAAUAUGACCACAAGGGAGAGAUAACAUUUAACAGCUCGUGGUAAGCAUAUUCUUUGUUGUUUCACUGUUUAGUUCAUGCCUAUGUUGGAUCUGUUAAUGUGAAUAAAAGACAAUGUCUUAAUGGGA
This is a messenger RNA of Esox lucius (northern pike), 1282 nucleotides long. It is a transcript of the gene c4hxorf65, whose product is annotated as chromosome 4 CXorf65 homolog. NCBI's taxonomy places the organism in Eukaryota, Metazoa, Chordata, Actinopteri, Esociformes, Esocidae. The record is from RefSeq and is a predicted model, not a curated record. The transcript has 5 exons. The coding region runs from base 249 to 785 and encodes 178 amino acids.